Messenger RNA from Rotaria socialis, 465 nucleotides. Lineage: Eukaryota; Metazoa; Rotifera; Eurotatoria; Philodinida; Philodinidae. The record is from the annotation of a GenBank genome assembly.
AUGAAUGGAAUCUGGCUCUUAUCUCUUAUGUUAACUGUAGCUGCUUUCGACGCAGUUCUCAGUUGUAAACAAUCGCAUGCGACAGCGCUUGCUCAAAUUAAAUCAGUUAACAUCGGAAUUGCAUCAUCAGGUGGUUGUAGUAAUCGAAAUACUCCGACAUGUACAUCACUUGAACAAGUCAAUUGUAACUCUAUUAAUUGUUUGAAAGUAUUGAAAACAUCUUCCGGAUGCGCUCUCACAGUUACUGGAGGAACUGAAGUUGGUCAUGCUGGUGGAACAUUAUCGCAUUACAACGGAUACAAAAUUGAUGUUUCACUCAAUGCAUGUAUAAACUCUUAUAUUACAAAUCAAUUUACUUUUAUUGGUAACCGAGGUGAUGGUGCUGCUCAAUACAGAGCUGGUAGUGGUAAUAUCUAUGCUAAAGAAGGCAACCACUGGGAUAUUACAUUCAGUGCUGCAUGUUAA